Messenger RNA from Phascolarctos cinereus (koala), 1449 nucleotides. RefSeq names its product succinate dehydrogenase complex subunit D (gene SDHD). Gene Ontology annotation, biological process: mitochondrial electron transport, succinate to ubiquinone; tricarboxylic acid cycle. Gene Ontology annotation, cellular component: membrane; respiratory chain complex II (succinate dehydrogenase); mitochondrial envelope. NCBI's taxonomy places the organism in Eukaryota, Metazoa, Chordata, Mammalia, Diprotodontia, Phascolarctidae. Gene Ontology annotation, molecular function: ubiquinone binding; heme binding. The record is from RefSeq and is a predicted model, not a curated record.
GGUUCACACCGGCUUCCGGAGCCGGGGCGCGGGAGGUGGUCCUAACCGCACCCGGGUCACCGAGUGACCUUGAGAGCUUUGGGCGGACAUGGCGCUGGCGGCGGCUGCGGCGCUGCGGCGCCUGAACCUUCUGAGCUGUGCCCGGGGCCGAGCUCUGCUCCUGGGCGCCCGCGUGAUCAGACCCGGCUUCGCUUCAGCAUCUCUGCCGGAUCGGCCUGCCCCGGGAGGACGGCACAUCCACCUGUCUGCCCGCCGCAGCUCAACCUCUAAGGCUGCGUCUCUGCACUGGACUAGUGAGAGAGCCGUCAGUGUCUUGCUGCUGGGCCUGCUCCCAGCUGCCUAUCUGUACCCGAGUUCUGUGGUGGACUACUCACUGGCUGCAGUCCUUACCCUCCACAGUCACUGGGGUCUUGGACAGGUUAUUACUGACUAUGUUCAUGAAGACAAGUUGGUGAAAGGAGCCAAUGCAGGUCUCUUGAUGCUCUCAGCCGUGACCUUUGCAGGACUCUGCUAUUUCAACUAUCAUGAUGUGGGCAUCUGCAAAGCUGUCGCCAUGCUGUGGAGCCUCUGACUUUCCUGGAAACAGAAAUGAUUGUACACCCAUUGCCUCUGCUCUAUCACAUUAUUAACCAAUGAAAAUAGCAAUGAGCUCCACUGAUGAGACCUCACCCGUUCUCCAGUCAGGCACAGUUAAUUUCAAUAAUUGGUUUCUAUGAGGAAUGUAAUCCAAGAAGGAUUAGAUUAAGGAAAUUGUGAGAUUAGCUUGUGUUCCAAGUUCUGAGAGUUACUAAGUUGUCUCAGGAUCUCACUAGGUUUAUAUCUUGCUUAACCUUGUAAGCUGCCGCAUUUCAAUUUACUGAUCUCUUAAUUCAGUUAUUCAUCAUCCUUUUGUGACUGGAUUUGUCCAGUAGCCCUGUCCCUCUUAAAAUGCUUCUUGUUCUUGGGAAUACGGAGCAAAAGAAGACAUUUUGUUAAUUCAUAUAAUAAAAGAUUUGUAAGAAAGGAAACCAUGUGUUUUAUUUUGAGAACCUUUCAUCUCUUUAUACACAGCUCACAUGUCUUCCCUGUUACAUGGUUUAAGGAAAGCUUGAUGUUGAGGGAGUGCUGAUGCCUAUGUUCUUCUUAUUGUUAAUCUCCUUGGUUGUACUAGGACUAGGGUUCCAUUUCCCAUUUGCCAAAAUGGAGAUUAAUUUUCCCAGAAAAGCAUAAAAGCUUGGCCUCUGCCUCUCUUGAUGUAGAUCCCUGGUCACUAAGGGUGUAAAUAAGCCCUCCUCACAUGGAGUCAGGGCUUUUCCCACUUGGUGGAUUUCUGAAGACUAUGCAAGUUACCAUAUCUUGUCAUGCUGACUAGACAGUUACCGUAUGGAUUUGAGGGACGUAAGUGCUGUGGUUGCCCUGUUGCAUAUUCUUGCUAUACUAGGAUUGAAUAAACCUUUUGUUAACUGUUCA